AUGAGCGCGAAAAAUGUUGCCGGUGAAAAAUCAGGGGACAAAGCUGCCGAAAACACUAUUCCCGCGACAGUCUCAACAUCAGGUGUCCAAACAUUAGCGGGAUAUGGAGAUAUCCCAGGCAAUUCCACACACGAAAGUCGGCCAGUAGGCCUUCGUGCUGUUGUUGGCGGGAAGAAGGUAAUAGCGCGGAAAUUGACUCAUACUUCGUCUUCAUCUCUGAACUCCCUUAGCAGUCAGAUGGCUAGUUUGAAGUUGGAUCCAGUCAGCUCUUCCCUUGAGGAUGCGGAUCCCAGCACACGAGUCAACGAUGACUCUCGUCAAGCCCAACACUCACUCUUCUUGCAUGUGUUGGGCUGGUUGCGAAAUGAGAAAUUGAAAUUGGCUGAACGAAGAGGGACUAGCGGAACUGAACGCUCCGUCUCUCAAGUCCCGAAUUUGGCAAGUUCUCAAUCUUGUGCUGAUGAAUCAGAACUGGCCCUUGAUCAGUUAGAGCGUAUUCUUGCACAAUACUCGAGUUCUCGAGAGAUCAACCGUCCUAAAGGUGCACAAACUCCGAAACAGCGCCCAACUCUGGCCAAGGGGCUCCGGCGAGGGUCACUUUCGGAUUCUGAUUAUACCGACACUGAUCAGGCUGCCCCAAGCGCUGACGUUACAUUGGACAAUUCCAAAACACUGCUUUAUUCUGGUGGCGAAGCAGAUGGCGAUAUCGAUGCACUUCGGACAGGCAAGCCUUCCACUAAAGAUCGCGAAAGCUGGCUAAAAUUCAAAUCCGAAAUUGUGCGCCUUUCUCAUACCUUAGGAAUCAAAGGAUGGAGAAGAGUUCCCUUGGAAGCCGGUGGUGAGGUUGAAGUCAUACGUUUAAGCGGUGCCCUAACGAAUGCUGUCUAUGUUGUCUCACCACCUAAAAAUCUUCCAGUCUCUCAAGCCUCCGACACAUCGCUUGUUUCUAUGCGAAGAAAACCUCCUCCAAAGCUUCUUCUCCGCAUUUAUGGGCCUCAAGUCGAACAUCUCAUUGAUAGAGAACACGAACUGCAAAUACUUCGCAGAUUAGGAAAGAAAAAUAUUGGGCCUCGUGUUCUUGGUACAUUUAACAAUGGCCGUUUUGAGCAAUACUUCAAUGCAAAGCCUCUGACUACUUCUGAAUUGCGUAUUCCCGAAACGUCUAAACAAAUAGCAAAGCGAAUGAAAGAACUACACUAUGGAAUUGAGCUUCUACCAGAGGAGCGUGAAGAUGGUCCGAAACUGUGGAGAAACUGGGAUAAAUGGGAAGACCGUUGUGAAAGAGUCGCGACCUGGUUAGAUCAACAGAUAUUAUCCCAGCAAGAUGAUGUUAAACGGCCAGCCGAAUAUUGGAGAUCGCGGGGCUUUGUAUGCUGUGUCCCAUGGCCAACAUUUCGGGCUGCUGUAGAAAAGUAUCGACAAUGGUUGAAUGAUCAAUUUGGCGGUGAAAAAGAGAUUGCGAAACUUUUGGUCUUCGCACAUAACGAUACGCAGUAUGGCAACCUACUUCGGCUGCAACCUAGCGAAGAGUCCCCCUUGUUGCUACCUGCGAACGAACACAAACAGCUCAUCGUUAUUGAUUUCGAGUAUGCAUCCGCAAAUAUGCGGGGCGUAGAGUUUGCAAAUCACUUUACUGAGUGGUGCUACAAUUAUCACGAUUCGGAGCGACCCUGGGGAUGCCAUACAAGCUGGUAUCCGAGCCCAGAAGAACAAGAACGCUUUAUCCGCGCUUAUCUCAAACAUCGACCACAGGUCAUCACACUUCAAGGAGCUGACGGUUCUAUGCCGCCAUCGCAAUCUACUACUCCAGUACCGACGCCAAUUGGACGCGCAACAUACAUCAACAGCCCACGCGUGCCUCCUUUUGCUCUCGACACUUAUGUUCCCGGUUUAAAUCCGCCGCUCGCAGACCUAGAAGGCCAAAAUCCUGCCGUAGAAGCCGAAGUGAAGAAACUCGUUCAUGAGACACGUCUUUGGCGGGUCGCUAACUCAGCACAAUGGGUUGCGUGGGGGAUCGUUCAGGCUACUGUCCCGGGACUGAACAAGGCUCUCGAUGGCCCUGACAAGUCGCCAUCCGGACCACCCGAGUCGAAAGAUCUGGCUUCUACUGUAGAGCCUGUUAAGGCGAAUUCGGAACACGACGAUGAGCAGUCCAGAAAAGAGGCGGAAGCCGAGGAAUUGGCAGACGAUUUUGAUUAUUUAGGAUAUGCUCAAGAUCGGGCAUUAUUCUUUUGGUCUGACUUGUUAGCCUUGGGCUUUAUCAAAGAAGAGGAAUUGCCGACAGAAAUGAUCAAGCAUAUUAAGAAAAGGGUGAUUAAAUAUUGA
This is a messenger RNA of Ophidiomyces ophidiicola, 2325 nucleotides long. RefSeq lists its product as uncharacterized. Gene Ontology annotation, molecular function: choline kinase activity; ethanolamine kinase activity. Gene Ontology annotation, biological process: phosphatidylethanolamine biosynthetic process; phosphatidylcholine biosynthetic process. Lineage: Eukaryota; Fungi; Ascomycota; Eurotiomycetes; Onygenales; Onygenaceae. The record is from RefSeq and is a predicted model, not a curated record. The transcript has 5 exons. Gene Ontology annotation, cellular component: cytoplasm. Bases 1 to 2325 code for a protein of 774 amino acids.